This is a messenger RNA of Corylus avellana, 1564 nucleotides long. The record is from RefSeq and is a predicted model, not a curated record. NCBI's taxonomy places the organism in Eukaryota, Viridiplantae, Streptophyta, Magnoliopsida, Fagales, Betulaceae.
UGAAUGACUUCUUUGACCCUCACAUCCGUACAGUCUUCUUCUGAGGCAUCGUCUACUACAUGCCCAAGAAUCAUCCAAAGCUGGGAAUGAGAUUUUGGGGGAAAUGGUAGAAUUACACUAUCAGAGAAAGCCGUUAGCUCGGUGGAAGCUGAUUGGUCGUUGCACGGUCUCCGGUAUCUCCGUUUUGCUCUCUCAAUUUGCGGUCUCUUUGGUCCCUCGCUUCUUCUCUGCCUCCCCCCUUCUCAUCCAAGUCGCACUCUCAGCUCUGGUAUUGCUGGUGGUUGUGGGUUUUGGGAGAUGGUGUAGGCGGCUUGUUGGAUUCUAUGCCUCAGCUCCGGCUUUUGUUUUCUUCAAUGUACUGUUCGUUUGGGCAGUUUACUUCGUUGUCCUUCGACGAGCUGUAUCAUGUGUAAUGGAUAUUGUGUUUAGUGGAGAGGUCACCAUGCUCAUCAUUGGUCUGUGUAGCAUCAUUGCAAGCAAUCCUGGUUUGGUAACAUGCGGGUCUUCCUGUGCAAAUGAACUUGUCGAAAGUUUAGUUGCUGAAGUUGAAGCGCAUAAUGAGGUAGUGGAAACCUCAGCAAGUGGCUUGUGUCAUGAAUCCCUGACCAAGGGUUCUGUUUUGGGCAGGAGGAUAAAAUAUUGUAGAAGCUGCAAGGCAUACAUAGAGGGAUUCGAUCACCAUUGCCCUGCUUUUGGGAACUGUAUAGGCCAAAAUAAUCAUGCCCUCUUCAUGGUUCUUCUAGCUGGAUUUCUUGCUACCGAAGCUUCUUAUGUAGUAUGCUCAUCCCAGUUUGCUGCAAAGGCCCAGAUCAUAGAUAGAACUACGUUGGAGACUAGUCUGUCUGGAAAUCUGGCUAUUAGCACAAUGCUGUUCGCUAUUCUCCAAUUGGUAUGGCAGGUGGUGUUUAUGGCAUGGCACAUAUAUUGUAUAUGUUUCAACAUCAGAACUGAUGAAUGGGUAAACUGGAAAAAGUAUCCCGAGUUCCAACACGUUAUUGAAUCGCAGCCAGGAUCAGUCACAGUGAGCCUUAACCUGAUUGGCAACCUGCACCUGCGGAGGAACUUCCCGCUGCUUCUUUCAAUGCGGUGCCCCUUGGCUCUUCUCCUCUUGCAUUGUGCUCGUCUCUCCGCUAAUCUGGAGAAUUUCUACUUUCUCCAACCUCGUCUUCUUCUCGGAUUUCUUGAUCAGAGACCUUGACAUUCCGCCUUGAGAACAUGAGACUCCGGGGUGCUUCCAGUCAACUAGCAACAUGGCCAAUGCAGAGGUUUUGUGUCAUGAGACAUGGACAUUGGCUACGCCGGAGGAGAAGAAGCCAUCAAAGGGAUCUCGUAUAUCUAGAGAAAAUGUGUCAAACAUAUUAGUUCGUCGACCACCAUUCACCAAAGAUGCUACGAAUGAGCGGCAUGUCGGAAAAUUUGAAGCUAAGGAGGCGUUGAAUGAGAACAAAAGGAGCUUUGAUUAAUGAUCAAAUUUCACAAUGAACUCAAGCGGGAUGAGCACCCUAUAUUAUACUUAUGAGAGGAGGGUUCUCGUUUCACGUUUGCAGAAUUAUCACAUGUUGAA